This is a messenger RNA of Mytilus californianus (California mussel), 1158 nucleotides long. Its product is annotated as neuronal acetylcholine receptor subunit alpha-3-like. Lineage: Eukaryota; Metazoa; Mollusca; Bivalvia; Mytilida; Mytilidae. The record is from RefSeq and is a predicted model, not a curated record. Gene Ontology annotation, biological process: chemical synaptic transmission; regulation of membrane potential; signal transduction. The transcript has a single exon. Bases 1 to 1158 code for a protein of 385 amino acids. Gene Ontology annotation, cellular component: membrane; neuron projection; synapse. Gene Ontology annotation, molecular function: transmembrane signaling receptor activity; extracellular ligand-gated monoatomic ion channel activity; neurotransmitter receptor activity.
AUGUCUAGCUUGAGGAUUUUAGUUUUCCUUACACUGUUUAUAAAGAUCGGAGGACAGAGUGGUGAUGAUGUUAAACAUUUAAUCACCCAAUUAUUUACAACAAAUGAUUAUGUAAAGCAAGUACGGCCAAAUAGAAAUCAGCUACAGCCUAUGGUUUUGGAUUUAGAUUUUUUUCUUGUUGGAAUAGACGAAGUAGACGAACUUAAACAAAGAUUGAUUACAACCGGAUACUUGAUUAUUGGAUGGACCGAUGAAUAUCUGAAUUGGACUGGCGCAGACUUUGGCGGAUUAUACCAUUUAUACGUUCCACAAACAGAUAUAUGGAUGCCUGAUAUAACAUUAAAAAAUGGUUUUACGAAACUGGAGAAACUUGGAAGCAGUUUUAUUAAAGCCAAAGUAGAAAGCAACGGACAGGUUACCUGGAUGCCUUUUGAGGUUUUUGAAUCAAAAUGUACAAUAGACAUUACGUAUUUUCCUUACGACCAACAAUCCUGCAACAUAAUUUUUGUUGUGUGGUCAAGUAGUGUUGCAGAUGUGAUGGUAACCCUAUGGAAUAAUGGAAUUAAACUUGACAGCAUGGAGGAUAACGCUGAAUGGUCAGUUGUGUCCACAUCUGCAAGAGAGAACGUUCAGUCGUCCGAAUCUACAGUAAUAUUUACACUAAACUUGAAAAGGAGUUCGAACUAUUAUUUGAUGAAUAUCAUCAUUCCAAUCAUUUUACUGAGUAUUUUAAAUCUAUUCACAUUCGCACUUCCAGCUGACAGUGGUGAAAAAAUGGGUUAUUGUAUAACGGUGUUUCUUUCGUUUGCCGUUUUCCUUACAAUUGUCAGUUCCGAGCUUCCCAAAACAUCUGGAUCUAUAUUGGGAUAUUAUUUAAUGUUCCAGCUAGGUAUGGGAACUUUUGUUGUAUGUUGUACAACUAUAGAACUUCGGCUUCACCAUCGUAAAGGCGAUGUUCCCGUGACCAUCAUUAGGAUAAUGAAAUGCCGAAAUGUGAAUAAAAUUACAAAAAUGGAACAUCAAAAUGAUACAGAAAGCGAACAAGGGAUGACAUGGAGUGAUGUAGUUUCAUCGUUAGAUGUUGUAUUGUUUUGGGUAUCAACUGCAUUGGUUAUAGUUGCUACAAUAGCCUUUCUUGGAUUGCUUUGGACAAGAUAG